Macadamia integrifolia is the source of this 1084-nucleotide messenger RNA. Its product is annotated as 60S ribosomal protein L8. Gene Ontology annotation, molecular function: structural constituent of ribosome; RNA binding. The transcript is spliced from 2 exons. Lineage: Eukaryota; Viridiplantae; Streptophyta; Magnoliopsida; Proteales; Proteaceae. The coding region runs from base 86 to 871 and encodes 261 amino acids. Gene Ontology annotation, cellular component: cytosolic large ribosomal subunit; ribosome. Gene Ontology annotation, biological process: cytoplasmic translation. The record is from RefSeq and is a predicted model, not a curated record.
UGAGAGACCUUCCCAUACCAUUUUCGGCCUAUAGACUGAGAGAGCCUUCCUUGCUUCUCAGAUCCAGAGUGAGGUGAGGUGAGCGAUGGGGCGAGUAAUCCGCGCGCAGAGGAAGGGAGCAGGGUCCGUCUUCAAGUCCCACACACACCAUCGCAAGGGCCCUGCUCGCUUCCGCAGCCUCGACUUCGGGGAGCGAAAUGGGUAUCUGAAGGGGGUUGUGACGGACAUCAUCCACGAUCCAGGCCGAGGCGCUCCACUUGCGAAAGUCACCUUUCGCCAUCCCUUUAGGUAUAAGCAUCAAAAGGAGUUGUUUGUUGCCGCCGAGGGUAUGUACACUGGUCAGUUCGUUUACUGUGGCAAGAAGGCCACUUUAAUGGUUGGGAACGUCUUGCCCGUCCGAGCCAUUCCCGAAGGUGCUGUAGUUUGCAACGUUGAGCACCACGUUGGGGAUCGAGGUGUUAUUGCUAGGUGUUCUGGUGAUUACGCCAUCGUUAUCAGCCAUAACCCUGAUAACGAUACCACCAGGAUCAAGCUUCCUUCUGGUGCCAAAAAGAUUGUGCCAAGUGGGUGCAGAGCAAUGAUUGGGCAAGUUGCAGGUGGGGGUAGGACUGAGAAACCCAUGCUCAAGGCAGGUAAUGCAUACCACAAAUACAGGGUGAAGAGGAACUGCUGGCCAAAGGUUCGUGGUGUUGCCAUGAAUCCGGUGGAGCAUCCUCAUGGAGGAGGAAACCACCAACAUAUUGGGCAUGCUAGCACGGUCCGCCGUGAUGCACCUCCUGGCCAGAAGGUUGGUCUCAUUGCUGCAAGGAGGACUGGUCGUCUUCGUGGACAAGCUGCUGCCACUGCUGCUAAAGCUGAUAAGACGACUUAGUGAGUUACUUGUGUUCUUUCAAUAUAUUCUAGGAACCUCUUCUGGAUACAUGCAUUCCCAUCUCUCCCCUGCAAUAGAUACUUGGAAGUUUUGCAGUGAGAGUUUUGCUAAGCUUCAGAUAGUUAUUUUUAAUUUUUAUUGGAACACCAUUUAUGAUGAUGCUUAAGUAACACUUAAAUUUUUUUUUUAAUAUUGAUAAUGUUGUUGGAAUGA